Messenger RNA from Asparagus officinalis (garden asparagus), 462 nucleotides. RefSeq lists its product as uncharacterized. The coding region runs from base 1 to 462 and encodes 153 amino acids. The record is from RefSeq and is a predicted model, not a curated record. The transcript is spliced from 2 exons. NCBI's taxonomy places the organism in Eukaryota, Viridiplantae, Streptophyta, Magnoliopsida, Asparagales, Asparagaceae.
AUGGACGGUGGGUGUCAACGCAAGAAGCAUUUUGGAGAAUGUUCAGAAAGAUCAUCAAAAACUAUGCUCACUAAAUUCUUUACAAAAUGCACAACAACUGAAAAUGCAAGGCAAUUUCUAUACGUCGGAUUUCCUGAACACUAUGUGUGGAGUAACCAAGCAAAGAUUUGGUCUGAUCGGAAGCACAAACUUGUCAUUGGUCGUAUAAACGCUGCAAACCCAAAAGAAGGAGAGAGAUAUUAUUUACGUCUAUUGUUAAAUCAUAUGAGGGGCCCUACUUCAUGGGAAUAUCUUUUAACAGUUGAUGGUAUUGCAUAUAAGUCCUUCAAGGAAGCUGCACAAAGAAGAGGAUUACUAGAAGCUGAUGAUAGUAGUUCUGAUUGUUUAGUUGAGGCCACUACCUUCCAAAUGCCUUAUGCACUACAAAGAUUAUUUGCCAUUAUUUGCCAACCAUCAAAUUAA